Molecule: messenger RNA, 2039 nt
Organism: Capsella rubella
Lineage: Eukaryota; Viridiplantae; Streptophyta; Magnoliopsida; Brassicales; Brassicaceae
Product: phosphatidylinositol/phosphatidylcholine transfer protein SFH7
Exons: 13
Coding region: 162-1808 (548 amino acids)
Source: RefSeq, a predicted model, not a curated record
AAAAACAAAAGAAAAUUUUAGACUUUAUCAAUAGCUUGUUACAAUGAACAUGUCAAGUACUUUUCUACAUGUCUUAAUUAGUUUCAGAUGAUCCUCACCAUUACCAUCUCCCAACCUCCCUUCUCAAGCACACAUCAACAAUAAGGUGUUUCUUCAAAACCAUGGCUGACAACACCAAACAAGAUAUGGAGAGUAUAGAAGAUGAGAGGAAGAUAGUGAAGAUGAGCUCGCUUAAAAAGAGAGCGAUAAGUGCAUCAACCAGAUUCAAGAACUCAUUCAAGAAGAAGACUCGGAGGAGCAGCAGCAGAAUCGUGUCCGUAGACGAUAUCAACGCUGAGGAUCGUCAGUCUCUUGACGCGUUCCGUGAAGUUCUUGCUUACGAUGACCUUUUGCCCUCCAAACACGACGAUCUUCACAUGAUGCUUAGAUACUUAAGGGCGAGAAAAUUUGACGUCGAGAAAGCGAAGCAAAUGUGGAGUGACAUGCUUCAAUGGAGGAAGGAUUUUGGUGCCGACACGAUCAUUGAGGAUUUUGAGUUUGAAGAGAUCGAUGAAGUACUCAAGCAUUAUCCUCAAGGCUAUCAUGGAGUGGACAAAGAAGGUAGGCCGGUUUACAUUGAAAGAUUAGGCCAAAUUGAUGCGAACAAACUUUUGCAAGUGACUACGAUGGACCGGUAUGAGAAAUACCAUGUGAAAGAGUUUGAGAAGAUGUUCAAGAUCAAGUUCCCUUCUUGCUCAGCCGCAGCCAAGAAGCACAUUGAUCAAAGCACAACUAUUUUUGAUGUGCAAGGAGUGGGGCUUAAGAACUUCAACAAAUCCGCGAGAGAGCUUCUUCAACGCCUUCUCAAGAUCGAUAACGAAAAUUAUCCUGAGACUCUUCACAGAAUGUUUAUCAUCAAUGCGGGUCCUGGAUUCCGGCUCUUGUGGGGGCCUGUUAAAUCUUUUCUUGAUCCGAAGACGACAUCAAAGAUUCAUGUUCUUGGUAACAAAUACCAGAGCAAAUUACUUGAAGCCAUUGACGCUAGCGAGUUGCCACAUUUCUUUGGGGGCCGUUGUACUUGUGAAGGCAAAGGAGGCUGUAUGCGUUCUGAUAAAGGCCCGUGGAAUGAUCACGAGCUUCUUAAGAUGUCUAAGACAAUCCCCGAAGCCAGGUUCUCCACUAUUUCAGAGGACGAAGACAAGCCUGUAGUAGAAGGAACAUCAAUAUCAAUGGUCUUUGAACCUCUAGAAAGAAACAAGAUGAAAACAAUCGAAGAGAGGGUGUCUGAUCAGAAACAGAUUGCGACAGUCGACAAGUUCAUGGCUCUGUCUUUACCUCCAAAACCUCAUUUAAAACCCAUAAGAAAAGGAAAGGGGCAACAAAACAAAGAUGAUAGCUUUCUUGUGGGAGGGGUUAUCGCUUUUGUGAUGGGUAUUGUUGCAAUGCUUCGUCUAUCAAAAGACGUUCCAAGGAAACUCACAGACGCUGCUUUAUUCGGCAACUCAGUUCACUACGAGGAAUCGAAAACAUCUAAAAGAAACGAAGAUCAAUCUCCAGCACCACCAGUCUCAAACUCUGAAUACCUAAGUAUGGUUAAACGUAUGGCCGAUCUUGAAGAAAAGUACAAGACCCUUGACUCGAAAUCAGCUAAUGAUGUUUUAGAGAAAGAGGAUAAACUUCAAGCUGCGCUUAACCGGGUUCAAGUACUUGAGCAUGAGUUAUCUGAAACCAAAAAGGCUUUGGAUGAAACGAUCACUAAUCAGAAAGGGAUACUUUCAUAUAUUGAGAAGAAAAAGAAGAAGAAGAAGAGACUGUUUUGUAUGUUCUAGCUAUAUCAACGAACAAUGGUAACAUGUCCCAUGACAAUAUAAGAUGAGAAGUCAAGUGAGUGUUUUUGUGUUUCUCUCCCAAAAUGAGAUUAUAUAAAUUGCAUAUUAAUGAAACUAAAUCCUCCGCAACGUACGGUUUUGUGUAAAUAGAAGUUUAUUUUUAUUUAUUUCUUUAACAAGUAACAAUAACUUGCAAUAUUUAGAGUGCUUACCUUGGGUGUUGUCGUGUAA